UAGGCAAAACGGCACUCUCAUUCUCAUGCGGAGAGUUGUUUCGCUAUGAAGAGUAUGGCUUUUAGGGGUUGUAUGCACUAACACUGAUCCACUGAUUGACAAGUUUCCGGAUCCGUUUUGCUGAAGACGCAUCAGUUUAUUCGCGUCCACACUAUCGCUUUCGUAGCGUUUUUGCCUGGCUUCACACUAACACGGGUCUAAUUUGUUUAAACUACUAGAGGGACUUGAUUCACUGAAAACAAAGUAUCACGUAAGAACUGGAUAAAAGCUCUGAGAGCAAUGAAAAUAACUUCAAGUUGGCCUAAAUCUAUCAGAAACUAUCUGUUGAUUUACUGUUUGAUAACUUUUAUUCUUCUGUGGACACUCAUAGAAAUUAUAACAGAUGCACCCAAAGGCGCUGUAGUCAAACAACUAGCUAUGGAAGGAAUACAGGAGCGGAUAUUUGCAAGGGUCAACGACCUUGAGCCAGAAGCAUGCGUCAAUUCCACGUUUUGCGCAGCUGAACCUUGGUUGGCGACGAGAGACACUGGCUUAGCAGCUUUCCUCUUGGAAACCCUGGAUCAUUUUAGCGUAUGUUAUAUCUUGGGAGGAAUUCCGACGGUCUCGUGGAGGGCCUGUAAAACAAUCUGUUCACCGAAUGCGAGCGUGGAUUCCUGGUCGUGGUACUUUGAGCCAGUUAAUCCAGGAAUUGAAUUAAAAGUGGAAAGAGGUGUUUGUAUAGGAGCGGCAUUGCCUGCAGCCUUUUAUGGAGCCAACUUUUGGAGGGAAUUUGAAAAAAGAAAAUAUAUUAUUCCAAAAUUGCUGGAUUUGAGUUUUCAGAAAAGGAACCUGCCGCAAUACAUGAGGUCAUCCGUUAUUACAGAAAGGGAUAAACACUGGGCACAUUUCUUAAUUUCGAAACACGUCAAGGUUCGCAAGAGCACUAAAGACACCGUGGAUGCAUUUUAUAACAAAAACUUGAAAAGUUAUCGCGUGUUAGCAGUUCAUAUUCGAAGAACCGAUCACUAUUUUGAGACCGACAACGGGAAGUUGCCCGCGUUACAAACGUGGAUUACCAAUGCAAAGGAGAUUUGGACGAGUCUAGCGUCGCCAAAAAGAAUUUUUGUUGCAAGUGACAACAGUGAGGCUGUAAACAUCUUUGUAAAUCACUUUGGAUCCAAGAACGUGCGUUUUACUUCGGCCAUCCGAGCAAGGAGAUACUACGACAAUGCAGUUCACACAGGCGGCCUGGACCCGUACACGGUUGGCUCUCAAGUUUUGAUAGAUAUCCUAUUAAUGUCGAAGUGUGACCUGUUUUUACGCGGAGUCCAGCGUGGCGGCUCUGGUUACGUAUUUCAACCCUGAUCUACCGACACACUUCCUUAAAAUUACCCAGGCAGAAGGUACCGUGACUGCGAACCCGACGCAGAAAGAUGGCGAUGACGAAGAAGACCUGAUUAUUUUGAAAAAAACGUCCUUUAGUGUGUGUCCCAUAACGGAGGAAACAAGAUGGCUGGAUACCGAAGAGGUUCACGAAUUUAUGAAGAGCAUUAAAGGACCAUAGUGAGCAACGCAUUUGGAAGAGACAUUUAGUGAAAGGAUUCGGAGAUAACAAGGCACUAUACGACGUCCCAGAGUAUUUUCUCUCAAAGAUAAUGUAUUGAGUAUAUUCCCCUCACUUCCCACCCACUACGCACCUCUACUGGGACCAAUCCUUCUCCACCCUUCUAGGGUCGAGCACUUCUUUCUGCUAUAUAUUCCCCUCCCCGCCAGUUACAGUGGAACCUAGAUUUUAGGUUAUGCCUCGGGAAAAAGAAAAUGUUUCGUUAAAUCGAGGUAUCGUUGCAAAUAGGUCCUCGACUUUACGAUAUAAAGAAAAAUCUACUGAAAAUAUCGUUGUAGCGAGCUUGGGUUAAUUAUCAACUUUUAUCAAAUAAUAAUUUGCAACUGUACUCUGUGAAAGACUGUUCAGUUACUCUCUAUAAGACUGUAAUCCUGUACUUAACAAGAUCUCCCAUGUCAAAAAUAGAAUAACUGUACUGUACGUGUGUGGUGUAUUGAGUUUUCUCUCUAUUUUGAUAGACAGAAUCAGUAAUAUGAUUGUAUGGAGGUCAAAAUUGCGCUUGGAGAACAGAUUUGUAUCGUCAAAUCGAGAAAAUCGUUUUAUCCAA
Nematostella vectensis (starlet sea anemone) is the source of this 2150-nucleotide messenger RNA. RefSeq lists its product as uncharacterized. Lineage: Eukaryota; Metazoa; Cnidaria; Anthozoa; Actiniaria; Edwardsiidae. The transcript is spliced from 3 exons. The coding region runs from base 280 to 1344 and encodes 354 amino acids. The record is from RefSeq and is a predicted model, not a curated record.